ACAUUCCUAAUUUAUUCCGUGCUGCAUCGUAGUAGGUGAAGGACAUUAGUAUCCUAGCCAACAGCGAAAGCAGCAACCGGGUGCAUACCGUGUGUCAAUCAUUAACACGAAAUAGUGUUGCUGCUUCGAUCCUCGGGGUUCUCAGGGGGUGAAUAAGCUCACGUACGCGGUUGCAUUUAUUCUGUCCGAACACAUUGCGCACAGAACAUGCCGCAUUGAGCAUACCGGCAAAAAAACACAUCGAAACGGAACCAGCAGGCAAAGGAACCUAUCGGUGUUUCGCUUUAUUCUACAACUGUCAGUCGAUUGUCAAAGAAAUGGGACCUUCGUAGCAGCAGCAGCAGAAAAAAAGUCGAAGGCAAAAACAUAACACACACACCGUGUGCUGGAGGGAGGAAAAUAUGUUUCCAAAUUGUCCGCAUCAAGCGUAGAGUGGGAUUCAUCGUUAUCGUGUUAUCGUGGUAGGCAACAUUUUCAUCAACCAUUCAACCGAUUAUACAAAAAGGAACUGAUACGGAUAUGCACCGGAGUCGGUAAUCAGGGGGGCAUUACGGAAGAACUCCGGAACCACCGGACCAAGAAACCAGAUUGAAGCUGAAUGGUUUAAAGUCCCUUUAACAGCAACACAAACAUCGGAAUCGGAUCGACCCGGUCGAACAAUUAAUGUUCCUUAACAGGGGAAUGUGUACUUGUGUUUCGUGGCAGACUGUCCUGUCGUGGUGAGUGGUGGUGAUUAGUUUGCCCAUCACGGCCUCAUCUCUUCCAGCCGAUGUUAACAGUUUGGUGCUAAAAAAAUUCAAGAAAAAGCACAGAACCUCCAAGAUGAGUACGCUAUUUGCACGCGUAUUCCGGCAAGCUUGGGCCACAUUCGAGCACACGGGUGCGUCCGAUGCAAAGUUUGCCACCAAUCUGCACGCCCUGCACCGUCUAGUCAGUCAGCUUACUCUCGCUGACAUCGGUCUGGAACCGUCGCUCGUCGCCACGGAAACGUUCCAGCAGCCGUCCAAAGCACCCUGCACCUAUGUCGGUGUGUUCGAGAACAAUCGGUUCGCGAUGUCGGUGUUUGUGCUGCGGGAAAACUACACCAUGCCGCUGCACGACCAUCCGCAGAUGCAUGGCCUGCUGCGGGUUGUGUCCGGUGCGGUACAAAUCUGCAGCUACAGUGAGGUGGCACGACGCGAUACGGUAGAGCCAAAGGAUGGAACACUGCGACGGCACGUACUGGUCGUAGCGGAGCCGGAAAAAAUUAUCAGCUCGGCGGCUGGUGACUGUGCCGUGCUGACACCGACCGAGCGUAAUUUCCACGAAAUAACGGCGAUCGGUGGACCGGCUGCAUUCUUCGACAUACUGAGCCCACCGUACAAUCUGUCCAGUCAGCCGCAGUACUAUUUCUACCGGAAGGUGCCCGUACCGCGCCAUUUAGCCGAAAUGGAACCGCUCGGAUUCGGUGGACCGAAUACACCGUCUGCCCAGGAAGAUGAGCGGCCACGGUACGUGCUGGAGACGAUUCCCAACCCGGAACACUACUACUGUGAUACGGUGCAUUACAUCACACCGGAGUUUAUGUAUCAUCCGGAGGGCAGCACCACGUCGGAUGUAAACGUUUAGAACCGUUUCCUCCUCCUGGGAGCGGGGGACAAGCAGCAGUCGUGCGAUAGGAGCGACUGUUUUUAAAUAGUACUUUUGCUCGGAUUGCUUCGAUUGCACCUGUGUUUUGUUGAGUUUCUUUUUUUUUAAUUUGUUAUUUUGUUUUAUUUCCGUACCUAGCGUAGAACGUGUGUCUCUCAGGAUGCAACGAGAUGAGCAGGUAGAGUUUCUGAACCAUUUUAGAAUGGUUGGGGAUGGUUUGCUUCGUAUGAAACCACCCGCACAAAACAAUUGCACGCAAUUCAUAGCGUAUCGUAUCGUAGUCGAGCUGUAGAAGAGCAAUAACCAUGCAUUUGCAAGCUAUAAUGUUAAAUAAAAACCAAAAUUUAAUGCUA
Molecule: messenger RNA, 1982 nt
Organism: Anopheles funestus (African malaria mosquito)
Lineage: Eukaryota; Metazoa; Arthropoda; Insecta; Diptera; Culicidae
Product: 2-aminoethanethiol dioxygenase
Exons: 1
Coding region: 823-1608 (261 amino acids)
Cellular component (GO): mitochondrion
Molecular function (GO): oxidoreductase activity, acting on single donors with incorporation of molecular oxygen, incorporation of two atoms of oxygen
Source: RefSeq, a predicted model, not a curated record